This is a messenger RNA of Vidua macroura (Pin-tailed whydah), 1735 nucleotides long. RefSeq names its product interleukin-36 receptor antagonist protein-like. The transcript has 5 exons. The coding region runs from base 73 to 684 and encodes 203 amino acids. Gene Ontology annotation, biological process: cytokine-mediated signaling pathway; positive regulation of gene expression; inflammatory response to antigenic stimulus. Gene Ontology annotation, molecular function: cytokine activity. The record is from RefSeq and is a predicted model, not a curated record. Lineage: Eukaryota; Metazoa; Chordata; Aves; Passeriformes; Viduidae.
AGGUGCCACCAGGGACGGGGACAAGCUCGGGGACAAUCCUGCCCGGAGGUGCCACCUGUGCCAGGCCCGGCCAUGUCGCGCGCGUCCAGAGCUGCCCUCAGAGGGACAUCCCGGGGACACCCCCCGGGGGUGGCGGCGGGCGGCGGGGACACGGCCGAGGGUGUCAUCGACCCCGACAUGGUGGCCUUGUUCGAGGACUUCCUGGGGAAAGAGCUGACGGUGGCCUCCGGGGGGUCGCGGCCGGUGGCCCAGCCGUACCAUUACGUGCUGAGGGACACGGAGCAGCAGGGGCUGUGCCUGCGCCACGGCCACCUGGUGGCCACCAGCCUGCAGGGGGCCAACGCCGCCCUGGAAGAGCCCAUCAGCGUUGUCCCCAACCGGCACCUGGAGCGCCGGCGCUGUCCCCUCAUCGUUGGCAUCCGCGGUGGCACCCGGGCACUGUCCUGUGGCACCGGCCCCGAGCCCCGGCUGAGCCUGGAGGACGUGGGGCUGCUGGAGCUGUUCUCCGGUGACAAGGACAGGGCCACGCCCUUCACCUUCUACAAGACCUUCGGGGGCUCCACGCACACCUUCGAGGCCGCCGCCUUCCCCGGGCUCUUCCUCAGCACGGCCACGGGCCCGGGCGAGGCGCUGGCCCUGGCACCGCCCCCCGGGGCCACCGCCUUCUACCUGCGCCGCAAGUGACACCCAGGGGACAUCCAUGGUGGGACUUCCAUGGUGGAACAUCCUUCCAUGGUGGGACAUCCUUCCAUGGUGGGACACACUUCCAUGGUGGGACAUCCAUGGUGGGACAUCCUUCCAUGGUGGGACAUCCUUCCAUGGUGGGACAUCCAUGGUGCCACCAUCACCGCCUUCUACCUGUGCCACAAGUGAGAGCGCCACCAGCCAGGGACGCCCGUGGUGGGACAUCCAUGGUGGGACAUCCUUCCAUGGUGGGACAUCCAUGGUGGGACAUCCUUCCAUGGUGGGACAUCCUUCCAUAGUGCCACCACCAUCAGCUUCUACCUGCGCCACAAGUGACACCCAGGGGACGUCCAUGGUGGCACCACCUUCCACCUUCCAUGGUGCCACCACCAUCAACUUCUACCUGCGCCUCAAGUGACGGUGAUACCAGCCUGGGAUGUCCAUGGUGGGACAUCCAUGGUGCCACCACCAUCAACUUCUACCUGCACCUCAAAUGACAGUGCCACCAGCCAGGGAUGUCCAUGGUGGAACAUCCAUGGUGCCACCACCAUCAGCUUCUACCUGCACCACAAGUGACACCCAGGGGACGUCCAUGGUGGGACAUCCAUGGUGGGACAUCCAUGGUGGGACAUCCUUCCAUAGUGCCACCACCAUCAGCUUCUACCUGCACCACAAGUGACACCCAGGGGACGUCCAUGGUGGGACAUCCAUGGUGGGACAUCCGUGGUGCCACCAUCACCACCUUCUACCUGUGCCGCAAGUGACAGUGCCACCAGCCAGGGGACAUCCAUGGUGGGAUAUCCGUGGUGGGACAUCCAUGGUGGGACACCCUUCAAUGGUGGAACAUCCAUGGUGGGACAUCCAUGGUGGGACAUCCAUGGUGGGACAUCCAUAGUGGGACAUCCAUGGUGGGACAUCCAUGGUGGGACAUCCAUGGUUGGACAUCCAUGGUGGGACAUCCAUGGUGGGACAUCCAUGGGUUGGGAACAUCAUGGUGGGAUAUCCAUGGUGGGACAUCCAUGGUGGGACAUCCAUGGUGGGACAUCCAUGG